Messenger RNA from Aspergillus tubingensis, 711 nucleotides. Its product is annotated as Mth938-like domain-containing protein. Gene Ontology annotation, biological process: mitochondrial respiratory chain complex I assembly. The transcript is spliced from 2 exons. Gene Ontology annotation, cellular component: mitochondrial inner membrane. NCBI's taxonomy places the organism in Eukaryota, Fungi, Ascomycota, Eurotiomycetes, Eurotiales, Aspergillaceae. Bases 1 to 711 code for a protein of 236 amino acids. The record is from RefSeq and is a predicted model, not a curated record.
AUGCACCCUCCGUCUCCCCAACUCCUCCGCGCCUUGCGCACCUCUAUCUCCCCCAACUGCGGCGCCAGCGCAAUCUGCACACAACUCGCAUCUCGCUCAAUCUCCCCUCUCGCUCGGAUUACCUCCUCCCCCCUCACUUUCCACCGCUACAACAGCAACGAUGCUCGUCCGACCCGGAUGAUCCCUCGCGCUCACAGCGCAAAGCCCUCCAGCCGAGACCGCGGCCCGCCGUCCAAGGAAGACACCCAGACGGACUUUGGUGCACUCAACGUGCUAGGCAAUAUCCCCGCCCCGACGACCGCUAUCGACGCUACUCUAGAUACGGGAUUUCAUCUGGACAAUGGCGUCAAGAUCACCGGUGGGAACGGAGUGUUCCUUGUUGGCGGAGAAGCCUUUGUCUGGCGGCCGUGGCAGGGUGCUGAAGCAGGGAAGAACAGUAUGGUCAAUCAGAAGGGCCAGUUUGAGGUCCCGGAGCAUGCGUGGGGAAUUUUGGAUCUCGUUUGGCCUCGUCCGGAUAUGUUGAUUAUUGGUAUGGGAGAGACUGUGUUCCCUCUGUCGCCGGAGACUAAGAGACAUAUCAAUUCUCUGGGAGUUCGGGUGGAAGUGUUGGACACGAGGAAUGCUGCUGCGCAGUUCAAUUUGCUGGCUACGGAGCGAGGUGUAUCGGAGAUUGCAGCUGCUAUGAUUCCGAUCGGUUGGAAGGGGAGGUAG